Molecule: messenger RNA, 1676 nt
Organism: Limanda limanda (common dab)
Lineage: Eukaryota; Metazoa; Chordata; Actinopteri; Pleuronectiformes; Pleuronectidae
Gene: pemt
Product: phosphatidylethanolamine N-methyltransferase
Exons: 7
Coding region: 27-740 (237 amino acids)
Biological process (GO): phosphatidylcholine biosynthetic process
Molecular function (GO): phosphatidylethanolamine N-methyltransferase activity
Source: RefSeq, a predicted model, not a curated record
UAGAGGCUGUGGUCAGGUCGGUGCGGAUGAGCGACCUGCGGAGCCGGAAGGAGACCGAACCCGCCGGAGCACGGAGCCCUGCGCCGCUGGACUGCUGCGGAGGACUGGACAACGUGGACUACUCCAAGAUGGACUUCACGCUGAUGGAAGAACUCUUUAAGUACGUUGCCUUUCGGGACUCCAGCUUCUGUAUCGCCAUAAUUGCCAUCAUAUUCAACCCUCUCUUCUGGAAUGUGGUGGCGAGAUGGGAACAUCGUACACGGAGACUCUCCAGGCUCUUUGGCAGCCCGCGCCUCGGCUGCUACUGCCUGGGCCUCGUCAUCGUUUUGCUCAACGUCUACCGAAGCCACAGUAUGACUGUAGCGAUGAAGUCCCAGGCCAGGUGGGAUGUGAUGGACAGGUCCGAGGUCUUCUACACCGGGGGAGCUCUCAUGGGGCUGGGCACCUUACUGGUUGUCAGCAGCUUCCUUGCUCUGGGAUUCACUGGAACAUUCCUAGGUGAUUAUUUUGGCAUCCUUAUGGAAGAGAAGGUGACCGGAUUUCCCUUUAACGUUAUAGAAAACCCGAUGUACUGGGGCAGCACAGCCAACUACCUUGGCCUGGCACUCAUUGGUGCCAGUCCUGUUGGACUCGUCCUGACUGCCAUCGUCGCUGUGGUGUACAAGGUGGCAUUAAGAUUUGAGGGACCAUUCACCGAGCAGAUCUAUCAGGAGAGGAGUCAGCGCCGCAAGCAUGAAUGAUGGCCUCGCGGACGCUUCCUGAGAAAGUUCCCUCCACAGCUGCGUCCAGUUCAGCAUCAACUCUCAUCUCUCAUCUGGCCUUCGAAGCUCUACUGUGCACAGCAAUCAUAACAUCACAAAAGCCCAAAGCAUUCUGAAUAUGAUCUGGAACAGAAUAUUGGAACCAAUCCACCUUAAUAGAGACAAUACUUUUCAUAUUUAGAGUCAUUGGCACAGUUGGACUCGACCUUCAAACCACUGCCACCACAGUAGCUGACAGGUGGAAUCCUAGAAAAUACAUCAGUCAUCACCGUUAUGUUCUUCGGUAACUUUUGAAUCUUCACUUACUUCUUGCAGUUUAAGGAAUACAAAAAUGCUGUUCUAUUAUGUGAGUGACCCAGUGAUUUAAACAGCGUCUGUGAACCUGAUCAUUUUCCUAAAUGUUCCAAGUGUUGUGUGUUUUCUUUCCACAUGUUUUACUAUGUGGACACAAACAGCAUUUUGACUGGAGUUGUUAUUUUGGACAUUUUUGACAAUAUUUCAAGAUUUUUUCACUAGUUCAGUGAUUCCAACUCUAAAACAAUUAACUGGUGUUAAUUAUACAAAUGUGUUGUUAGUUACUUUUUUGUUGUAAUUACAUGAUUCAAUGUUCAAUAUUAAUUUUAACACAAUGUUGUUCAUUAUUCAUUCACCCUGAACCUGGUCCUGCUCGAGGUUUCUAGGUGUUCCUGGUCACUGUUAUACAAACGGGUAACUUCUCCUAAGAUGUUAUGAUAUAUAAAUGGGAUAGACUUGAUUAUCUCAUGAUAUAUGACAUGAAUCCUUUCAAAUGAUUGAAGACCUACACCAGUUACGGCUUUAUACUUUGUACCUAUGCAAACAAUUCUGAACUCAAGACACAUUGACAGAUGGUAUAUUGAUGGGAUGUUUUUUGUGGAAUAAAAGUUUUAGCAGCAA